AUGGCUUCAAGAGCUGCUGUCGGCGGUCGCCCAGGUGCCAGAUUCGCCCAGUUCAAGCUUGUCCUACUAGGAGAAUCUGCUGUUGGAAAGAGCUCUCUUGUCCUUAGAUUCGUUAAAGACCAAUUUGAUGACUAUCGGGAAUCGACGAUCGGUGCCGCAUUUCUCACCCAGACGAUAUCCCUAGAUGAAAAUACGACAGUCAAGUUCGAGAUAUGGGAUACUGCUGGCCAAGAAAGGUACAAGUCGCUUGCGCCAAUGUAUUAUAGGAAUGCAAACUGUGCCGUUGUUGUCUAUGAUAUCACCCAAGCAUCUUCCCUCGACAAGGCAAAAUCAUGGGUAAAGGAACUCCAGCGGCAGGCAAACGAGAAUAUCGUUAUCGCCCUUGCCGGUAAUAAGCUAGAUCUGGUGACGGAUAGUCCGGAUAAGCGUGCCAUCCAGACCGCAGAUGCCGAAGCUUAUGCGCGCGAAGCCGGUCUACUUUUCUUCGAGACCUCAGCUAAAUCUUCGACGAACGUGCGAGAGCUAUUCACAGCCAUUGCGAAGAAAUUACCAUUGGACCAGGCUGGCCCACGGAAUCUACGGUCUAACCCCCGUCCAGGGGUUGAUUUACGCCCUGAGGCCGCUGGACCACAGGCAAACGGCUGUUCAUGCUAA
Messenger RNA from Blastomyces dermatitidis ER-3, 654 nucleotides. RefSeq names its product GTP-binding protein ypt5. Gene Ontology annotation, molecular function: GTP binding; GTPase activity. The transcript is spliced from 5 exons. The record is from RefSeq and is a predicted model, not a curated record. NCBI's taxonomy places the organism in Eukaryota, Fungi, Ascomycota, Eurotiomycetes, Onygenales, Ajellomycetaceae. Bases 1 to 654 code for a protein of 217 amino acids.